AUGAAAUCAGAUGCCUCUACCAUCGAAUCCCGGCCUACGCCUGAGCCGCAUAAAGUUCCAGAUGAUACUGUCCUUGUUAUUGGUGGUGGGCCCGUGGGGCUAAUGGUGGCCUCGGUGCUUGCAUAUUUUGGUGUACGAAGCAUUGUUUUAGAGCGCAACGCUGAGCCUACGAGAUGGCCCAAAAUGGACUUAACAAACGCAAGAUCUAUGGAGCUGCUGAGGAAGAUUGGGCUGGCAGAUCAGCUACGUGAGCUGGGUGUCCCAAGUGAUAUCCCCUAUACUGUUCUUAUGUCGACGGGCUUAAGCCAAGGUUCUGCUUUUGCAAGUUGGGAUCAUAUAUCCGUCGAUCAGUACAGAAAGAAGAUUGAAUCUACCAACGACGGCAGUCAACCAGCCGAGCCGUACUUGAGAGUAUCUCAGAAUAUAUUUGAGACAUGGAUGAGAGACGUGUGUCAGGAAAAUCCCCUUAUUGAUCUCAAGUAUGGCUACAAGCUGGAAUCUACCCAUGAACUUGAACAAGAAGCCUGCUGCACAGUUACGGAACUAGGCCAAGGGCAACGCGAGUACAUUUCAAGUUAUGUCAUUGCUUGCGAUGGUGCUUCAAGCCGAUGUAGAAAAUCCCUCGACAUAGACCUCGAUGGCGGUCCAACCGAAGCGUCAUUCCUACUCGUUCACUUCAAGUCGCGCGAUCUAGAACAUCUUCAUAAGCAGGGAAGAUUUUGGCACUUGUUCAUGUUUGCUAACGGCACCUUUGGAGGUGCCGUGAUAUCGCAGGAUGAGAAGGACAUCUUCACUAUCCAUUAUCCCCUCUUGAAUGACAUCGAUGAAUCUUCUAUUUCCUCCGAGGACGCUAUAUAUACAGUGCUUGGUGGAUUACACGAGCCGUACAAAAUCAAGAUCGAUGAAGUACUAGUGAGGUCAACUUUUCGGCCAAGUAUUGCUGUAGCCAAGUCUUUCGCCAGUCCAGACCUCCGUAUCUUCUUAGCUGGGAACGCAGCGCACCAAAAUAUUCCGACGGGUGGCUAUGGCAUGAACACGGGUUUGGGUGAUGCCUUUGACAUCGGCUGGAAACUUGCCGCAGUGAUCAACGGACAUGCUCAGAAUGGCUUGUUGAGGACUUACGAAACAGAGCGCAAACCCAUUGCGUACCAGAAUGUUCAACGAUCGGGCGUACACAUGGGUGUUCACUUGAAAGCUGUGCAGCUUCUGGGAGAUAGACCCGAGUUAAUCGAAAGCUCGUCUCCAGAGGGUAUCAGCCUCCGGCAAACUCUUUCGCAGCAUUACGAAGAAAACGAUGGAGAGAAUAAGGAUAUGGGCAUCGAAAUGGGCUACCGCUACGACUCUCCAGUAUGCCUUCCUGAUCUGACAGAAAAAAAACCAGAGUGGGAACCUAGGGGGUAUCUACCAACUACUUGGCCUGGCAGUCGUGCGCCCCAUGUCAUCUUGAGUGACAAGUCAUCAAUAUUCGACCACCUUGGCCCAUUCUUUACACUGGUGGAGUUUCAAGAUAAGGAAGCUGAACAGAGCAGAAGCAGAUGGCUCAUCACUGCAGCACAGGCACUCAACAUACCACUUAAGCUUACUCAGCUGCGAGGAGAAGCUUUAGCUGCAAAGAUUUGGGAGCGACCUCUCGUACUAGUGAGGCCGGAUGGACACGUUGCUUGGAGGGGGGAUCAUGUAGACACCCUAUCACAGGCGAGCAGCAUUUUUGAAACCGUUCUUGGCUAUCAUUGUUAA
Messenger RNA from Clonostachys solani, 1737 nucleotides. The record is from the annotation of a GenBank genome assembly. NCBI's taxonomy places the organism in Eukaryota, Fungi, Ascomycota, Sordariomycetes, Hypocreales, Bionectriaceae.